Daldinia vernicosa is the source of this 837-nucleotide messenger RNA. RefSeq lists its product as uncharacterized. The record is from RefSeq and is a predicted model, not a curated record. The transcript has a single exon. Lineage: Eukaryota; Fungi; Ascomycota; Sordariomycetes; Xylariales; Hypoxylaceae. The coding region runs from base 197 to 517 and encodes 106 amino acids.
GUAUUGUAUUGUUGCGCAACUCUCGUUCUUGUCGAGCAUCAGAUAGGCACCCGCUAGACACCUAUUCACAUUAACUCGCUUGCUCGUUCGUUCGCUCGCUCGCCGCUCUAGUCGCAACAUACAAUAUUUAUACGUCCGCUUGAAAGAAACUUAACGCAUCCGAACUUACCGAAUCAACAAAAAUAUAAAAAAAAAUAUGGACGACUUCCCUAAAAACUUGAUCAUCGGACUCGUCGUCUGCGCCGUCGUGGUCGUGGUAUCCGCUUGCCUAAUUUAUUAUCUCGCCCUCAACUGGUCCAAGGUGGUACGACGAAUUGCUCCCAACCGCUGGACGGAACCACAGAGCGAAAAAGCAGAAUGGCCGCAGCCGAGGAAAUCCAUCGAGACCGACUUUUCACCUACGUCCUCACCCAUAUCUUCUCUCAGAUCGUCAAGGAUGAGCCCCGAACCGAUGAUCGGCCACGUCAAAUCCCACCAUGACGAACCAAUAAUACCCCCUCCCAACGUAAAGUUAUAAAUGGGGUGGCACUUCUGUUAUUUCCUUCUUCUACAUCACGAGUUACGAAUUAUGACCAUUGGGCAUUGCAUUCGCGGCGUUUUAGAGUAAUUUUGGGGUAUGGGCUAUGAUAUAUUUAGAUGCAUGAUCACUCAAUAUGCUGGUUAGGCGUUGUGGAGUUUUGAGACGAUGGGGAGAUAUCGUCCAUGACAUAUUUCUUUUUUUUUUUUUAAAAAAAAAAGGGGGGGUUGGGGGGACUGGAGACUGAGGGGUCGCGCACUAGACCAUUAGAUCGGGCUGUUCUCGAGUAGAUCACAGCCUAGCACAUCUUAAUGAAAAGC